AUGCCCGAUCCCCCCCCUAAUCCAUCACCUCCCCCUCGCACCACCACCACCACCACCACCAUCCGCAUCCUCGACGGCGGCCUCGGCACAUCCCUCGAGCACAACCACGGCAUCUCCUUCACCCCGUCCUCCUCCCCCCUCUGGUCCUCCCACCUCCUCGUCUCCGACCCGGCAACCCUGCUCCUCUGCCAGAAAUCCUUUGCCGCCAUCCCCGUCGACGUCCUCCUCACGGCAACCUACCAAGUCUCCAUCCAGGGCUUCGCGGCCACCAAAACAGCGGAGCACCCGUCCGGCAUCGCAGACGCCUCCCACAUCCCGCCCUUUCUCGACAAGGCCAUCCAAAUCGCCCAUGAAGCAGCAAAGGCACGAACCCCUUGCGCCGCCGCCGUGGCACUAAGCCUCGGCCCCUACGGCGCAUGCAUGAUCCCCAGCCAGGAAUACAGCGGGGCCUACGACGCGGAACACAGCUCCGAGGAGGCCCUCUACCUCUGGCACCGCCAGCGGAUGGAGCUGUUCGCGCGUGUCGUCCCGCCCGUCAGGCGCAGAAUCACCUACAUGGCCCUCGAGACAAUCCCCCGCCUCGACGAGAUCGUCGCCCUCCGCCGCGCUCUGGCCGCCGUCCCGGAGCUCUCCUCCGGCAUCCCCUUUUGGAUGUCCUGUCUCUUCCCCCACGAAGACGACGACAACACGCCCGACGGGAGCUCCCCUGAGGCCAUACUCGGGGCGAUGCUCGAUCCCGCUCUCGCGGAAGAAGCAGUCCCCUGGGCCGUAGGCAUCAACUGCACAAAGGUCUGGAAACUGGACUCGUUGCUUCGUCGGUACGAGGCUGCUAUUCGUAAUCUGCUGCACGAGGGCACCGUCGAGAGGUGGCCUGCCUUGGUGCUGUAUCCCGAUGGAACAAACGGGGAAGUGUACAAUACAACCACCAAGCAGUGGGAGCUUCCUCAGGGGGCUGCUGAACAACAACAAGACAGAGUCCCCUGGGAGACGCAGCUUACGCAGGCCGUGCGGGCUACGGAAGCCAGGGGAAACUGGCCUGAGAUCAUUGUAGGGGGGUGCUGCAGGGCUCUUCCAAGCGAUAUCAAAAGACUUCGCGAUGCUCUAACAAAUUGAUGCCAACACA
Messenger RNA from Trichoderma citrinoviride, 1123 nucleotides. RefSeq names its product Homocysteine S-methyltransferase. NCBI's taxonomy places the organism in Eukaryota, Fungi, Ascomycota, Sordariomycetes, Hypocreales, Hypocreaceae. Bases 1 to 1113 code for a protein of 370 amino acids. Gene Ontology annotation, molecular function: S-adenosylmethionine-homocysteine S-methyltransferase activity. The record is from RefSeq and is a predicted model, not a curated record. The transcript has a single exon. Gene Ontology annotation, biological process: S-methylmethionine cycle.